This is a messenger RNA of Pieris macdunnoughi, 2322 nucleotides long. Lineage: Eukaryota; Metazoa; Arthropoda; Insecta; Lepidoptera; Pieridae. The record is from the annotation of a GenBank genome assembly.
AUGCCUCUGGCAAAUGCCACAGAUCCAUGGCGAAUGCGAAAUGUUGGAGAUGUCUCGCGUGGUAUUGCAGCACAAGCUGCAAAUUGUCUUCCAAUGGUUGUCGAAAACACUGGGUCUCGGCAGACCUCUACGACAGAGAGCUUGGAGUCCACCAUUUCAAAUAAUAGUGAUUUGAGCUUUGAAAGGGAAGUGGAAUUGCAGGAUGUAGUAAAAGAAGGCCAUGAAAAAGCUGACCCAUCUCAAUUUGAGUUGCUCAAAGUGCUUGGUGAAGGUUCUUUUGGAAAGGUAUUCUUAGUGAGGAAAGUUAGUGGACCUGAUGCAGGCACUCUUUAUGCAAUGAAGGUACUUAAAAAAGCAACAUUGAAAGUAAGAGAUCGUGAGCGCACAAAAAUGGAAAGAAAUAUUUUAGUGGAAAUGGGACAUCCCUUUAUAGUUAAACUACACUAUGCAUUUCAAACCGCUGGGAAACUAUAUUUAAUAUUAGAUUUUUUAAGAGGCGGUGAUCUCUUUUCAAGACUUAGCAAAGAGGUAAUGUUUACUGAAGAGGAUGUCAAAUUCUAUUUAGCAGAAUUAGCAUUAGCAUUAGAACAUGUGCACAAAUUGGGAAUCAUAUACAGGGAUCUAAAGCCUGAAAACAUAUUGUUAGAUGCGGAUGGACACAUAGCUCUCACCGAUUUUGGUUUGUCAAAACUACCACCAAGUAGUGACAAAGCUUAUAGUUUUUGUGGCACUGUUGAGUACAUGGCACCUGAAGUAGUUAACAGAAAAGGACACACGUUUGCUGCUGAUUGGUGGUCAUUCGGAGUGCUUAUGUUUGAGAUGUUGACUGGUAACCUUCCAUUCCAUGGGGCAAAUAGGCAUGAGACCAUGACACAGAUACUUAAAGCAAAAUUGGGAAUGCCAGCAAAUCUCAGUGAGGAAGCACAGUCCCUGUUAAGAGCUCUGUUCAAGAGAAACCCACAAAACCGUUUAGGAGCUGGUCCAAACGGAAUUGAAGAUAUAACGAAACAUGAAUUCUUUGCAAGCAUAGACUGGGAUGGUUUAUUGAAAAAAGAGGUAAUACCGCCAUUCCGUCCGGCGGUGUCGCGCGCUGACGACGCGUAUUACUUCGACUCGGAGUUCACGUGUCGAACUCCGCGGGACUCGCCCGGCGUCCCUGCCUCCGCGAACGCACACGAACUAUUCCGGGGCUUUAGUUUCGUGGCGCCAUGUCUAUUGAAUGACGACAACAACAAGACGGUCACAAAUGAAAACCAAAAUCAUGUCGCGCAAACUAAGACGUCGACUGAAGACUUUUGGUCUGGAUUUGUUAAUAGGAACAAUUUCUUUGAUGAAUACAGGUUGAUGGGUGAAUUAGGUACGGGAUCGUUUUCCGUUGUUCGUCUGUGCGAACAUAAGACAUCAAAAACACAAUACGCCGUGAAAAUCAUGGACAAACUGCAGUACGACCCUCGAGAGGAGAUCGAAAUACUUCUCAGAUACAGCCAACACCCUCAUAUAAUAACCCUUCGGGGGGUGUACGAGGAAGGAGGCCGCAUUCUCGCUGUGACGGAACUGUGUCGUGGCGGGGAAUUGCUUGAGCAUAUCACCCAAAAACGCUUUCUUCCCGAAAGGGAAGCAGCGCCCAUACUAAGGAAUGUGUUGCACGCGGUACAUUAUCUACAUGCGCAUACGACGGUUCACAGAGACAUAAAGCCCUCGAAUAUCCUGUUCGCGACCGCUCAAAAGCGUCCCGAAGACAUUCGCCUUGUGGACUUUGGGCUCGCGAAGCAGCUCAGAGCUGAAAAUGGCCUCCUCAUGACUCCGUGCUACACCGCCAACUUUGUCGCUCCGGAAGUGCUGAAACGUGCCGGAUAUGAUGCUGCCUGCGAUAUAUGGAGCUUGGGUGUACUCGCAUAUAUAAUGCUGUCAGGAAGGACUCCAUUUGCCAGCACGGGAGAUGACACUCCGGAGGCCAUACUUACCAGGAUUGAAUCGGGAAAGGUGGAUCUAUCGGGUGGAGCGUGGCGUCAAGUGUCAACUGAGGCUCGGAAUUGUGUCAGACGUAUGUUGCAACUGGAGCCGGCGUUGCGUCCGCGCGCUUCCGAUCUGUUGCGAGAGGCGUGGCUCAGUCCGGGCCACGCCCACUCGGCCGCUGAACCCUCUGAUGCUCCGUCACACGAUACACCACCUGCUGCGGACUUGCGACGAGCCGUGGAUCUUACUUACCAGGCGAUGACGUCAGCGCCCUUAACACCGCACAUACUCGGCCCAGUAUCACAAUCGACGCUUGCGCAGCGACGCAUCAAACCCCAAAGGACAUUCUCGCCUACACAGUUGUAA